Messenger RNA from Symbiodinium sp. CCMP2592, 564 nucleotides. NCBI's taxonomy places the organism in Eukaryota, Dinophyceae, Suessiales, Symbiodiniaceae. The record is from the annotation of a GenBank genome assembly.
AUGCCAGACCCAUUCGAGAAGUUGUCGCUUGCUACAGGCAUGAUCAUCCAUGAGAACUGCUUGGUCAUGUCUUGCGAGGGAGCCGUCAACUCGGAGUCUCGUCGGCAUUACGCCGCGUGCGUGCUCCGACGCUCGAGCGGGUUGUCUGUUGGUCGUCCCUUUUCGGUCGGCUUCAUUCUCGUUGCGUGGUGCAGCCAUAAGGAGAUGGCCAGUGGCGACCUCGACGGGGAUGACGUGUGCUUCAGCUUCUGGAAGGCACUCAUCGCGGUGCUGAAGCGCACGCAGGCACUCCGUGGCCUGGUUGGCGUGGCCUCCCAUUUGCGGUGUUUGUUCCCUUUUUUUGUGCGAGGCGAGUGUCGCGGGGGUGCCCGUCCAGCAAAUCGAGCGGGACGUACUGGCUGGAUUUCAAAAGCCGAAGACGCUGUUCACGUCAGCGGACCCUGCGCAACGAGGCGAGGUCGGGUUCCAAGAGGGUUGGCAGGCUCCCCAGUCUCCGAUCGCCGUUGCGUGCUAACGCAUUCGACCUCUUGCAUCGCUUGCUACUUGAUUGCCGUCGCUAGCUGA